AUGAGCUCAAUAUCUUCUGCUUACCCUGUACCAUCACCUAUAACAGUAUCACCACCUUCAAGCUCACGUAGCACAGGUUCAACCAAUAAUCAACAAGACAAUAGUAACAAUACCAUCGAUGAUAAUGACUCAAAUUUUGAAAAGAAUAACAAUUAUGGAAGUAAAACACCUUCCGGUAAUCCAAGAAUUUACAACUGUCAACAAUGUAAUCGAGCAUUCACCAGAGAAGAACAUUUAACUAGACAUACAUUAUCAACCCAUAAUAAAUUAAAACCCUUUACUUGUGGUAUCUGUACUAGACCAUUUUCAAGAAGAGAUCUUUUACUAAGACAUGCUAAAAAUUUACAUCAAGGUAGUGAAUUGGCUGUUAGUAGAAUCCGAAAACUGUACAAACGGAAUGAAAUUAAUCAUUAUCAUCCGGACAAUAACGCCGAAGACGAUGAAAAUGAGGAUGAUAAUGACUCAUUAAGUUCUUCCAGUUCAACAAAUAAUAGUCCAACUUUACAAACCACAACAACAACCAAUUCAAAAACAAUGAGAAGAAGCAUUGAUAAUGGAGACUUAACCUCACUUUCUGCAACCUUAAUAACACCGGUUAGUUCAAGUAAUAGCAACACUUCUUCCCACCUGACAAAUUAUAGUGCUAUUUCUCCUUCGGUUUCUACUUCAAAUUCUACAACAAUUCCAAAUGAUACUUCCACCUCAAAAAAGACUAAAAGAGAUUAUCAAACUCCAGAAAAGAAGAGAUUGAAGAUUUCGGUUAAUAUGUUAGUUAGUUGA
Molecule: messenger RNA, 780 nt
Organism: Scheffersomyces amazonensis
Lineage: Eukaryota; Fungi; Ascomycota; Pichiomycetes; Serinales; Debaryomycetaceae
Gene: TRY4
Product: Try4p
Exons: 1
Coding region: 1-780 (259 amino acids)
Biological process (GO): regulation of transcription by RNA polymerase II
Cellular component (GO): chromatin
Molecular function (GO): RNA polymerase II cis-regulatory region sequence-specific DNA binding; DNA-binding transcription factor activity, RNA polymerase II-specific
Source: RefSeq, a predicted model, not a curated record